This is a messenger RNA of Raphanus sativus (radish), 2229 nucleotides long. RefSeq names its product K(+) efflux antiporter 6. NCBI's taxonomy places the organism in Eukaryota, Viridiplantae, Streptophyta, Magnoliopsida, Brassicales, Brassicaceae. The coding region runs from base 171 to 1907 and encodes 578 amino acids. Gene Ontology annotation, molecular function: potassium:proton antiporter activity. The record is from RefSeq and is a predicted model, not a curated record. The transcript has 20 exons. Gene Ontology annotation, biological process: proton transmembrane transport; potassium ion transmembrane transport. Gene Ontology annotation, cellular component: membrane.
AUGAUGUAUGGACUAAGUUGUUGACCAUUGCACUUGCAAAUCUUCUCCCACUCUCCCCCACUUGCCGAAACCUUCCCCCCCUCCCUAACCACCCGGAAACCGGUAACGGUUCUGCUUACCCCUGCGCUGCAACCGGUUUAAUCAAAGCCAGUUCAGAUUCAGUCCCCGCCAUGGUGGAAGGAGGAGGAAGAAGAAGAAGAUCCUUGCUCUCCUCCUCUGAACUCGCUUUCCUCUUACUCUCACUCUUCCUCUGCUGCUUCCCCAUCGCGUCUCCCCGCGCUCUCCCUGAUCCAGAUCUGUUAGAAGAAACCGUCGGAAACUCCUCCUCCGACGCCACAGCAGCAGCAUCUCUCAACGCUUCUUCUCUUGGCAAACCAAAGGAAGGUAGCUUCGCCGACAUCAUCGAUCGCGCUCUCGAGAAGGAGUUCAACGAAAGCGAUCAGACUGAAGUGGCUGAUCCUGGAAGCUUCAACAACAGUGUAGCUGGACAGCAGGCUGUUCUGGAAACUGUAGCCAGAGUGAAGACAAACAAGAAAAAUGAGACGAAAGAUGACAAGCGGUUUCAACUCCAUGAUGUUUUCAACCUGGACAAUGAUAACAGAGCUGAGGACACACCCACUCUGAUUGAUCGAAAAGACAAUGUCUUCAUCAUAUCCAAUUUCAAAUCGAAAUAUCCAGUACUGCAGCUAGACUUGAGACUGAUAUCAGACCUGGUGGUUGUCAUUGUAUCCGCAACCAUUGGUGGUAUCGCCUUUGCUUGUGCUGGACAGCCGGUGAUAACUGGAUAUUUGCUAGCAGGAUCUAUCAUCGGGCCUGGAGGGUUGAACUUAAUCAGUGAGAUGGUCCAGGUUGAAACAGUUGCGCAGUUUGGUGUGGUAUUCUUGCUCUUUGCAUUGGGUCUGGAGUUCUCCACUGCUAAGCUUCGAGUUGUUCGAUCAGUUGCUGUUCUGGGAGGCCUUCUUCAAAUUCUUCUUUUUAUGUUCUUGUGCGGAAUCACAGUGUCGUUAUGUGGUGGUAAACAUUCGGAGGGGGUAUUUGUAGGAGCAUUUUUGUCAAUGUCAUCAACUGCAGUGGUUCUGAAGUUUCUCAUGGAGAAAAAUUCAACUAAUUCUCUUCAUGGCCAAGUUACAAUUGGAACCCUUAUUCUUCAGGACUGUGCUGUGGGUUUGUUGUUUGCUUUGCUUCCAGUUCUUGGUGGAAAUUCUGGCAUUGUUGAGGGAAUGUUGUCAAUGGCAAAAGUGGCUGUUGUGUUGCUUUCGUUUUUGGCUGUUCUGUCAAUAUUAUCACGGACAUGUAUUCCGUGGUUGCUGAAGUUAAUGGUCAGCUUAUCAUCACAGACAAAUGAACUCUAUCAAUUAGCCGCUGUUGCGUUUUGUCUACUCGUAGCCUGGUGUAGUGAUAAGCUGGGAUUAAGUCUUGAACUAGGUUCUUUUGCGGCAGGGGUCAUGAUAUCAACUACGGAUCUCGCUGAACAUACAUUGGAGCAAAUCGAACCCAUCCGUAAUUUAUUUGCUGCACUUUUCCUAGCCAGCAUUGGGAUGUUGAUAAAUGUCCAUUUUCUGUGGACCCAUGUGGAUAUACUGUUAGCCUCCGUGAUAUUAGUAAUCAUCAUAAAGACAACGAUAGUGACAACAGUUGUCAAGGGAUUUGGAUAUAAUAACAAGACAGCUCUGCUGGUUGGAUUAUCUCUGGCUCAGAUAGGGGAGUUUGCCUUUGUACUACUAAGCCGUGCCUCCAAUCUCCACCUUAUCGAGGGGAAACUCUACUUGCUUCUCCUGGGGACAACCGCUCUUAGCCUGGUUACAACACCUCUGGUUUUCAAAGUGAUACCAGCGGUUGUGCAUCUUGGAGUACUAUUAAGAUGGUUUUCUCCAGACUCUUCUAUAGAGGGCAGAAAGGAGAAAUAGUAAGAUCAGAAAGCGGUAAACAGCGGAUGAUACUGAUGUCACGCCAAUCCCACAACUCCUGAGAAGAAAAGAUUUGUGGAGAAGAAGAGUGUGAUGUCAUGCUUCUCCACCAAUUUUGACAAGAACAAAAAGAAAAGUAUUGUUUGCUUCUUCCUCUGCUCGGCCCUCACUUGUAAUUAGUAUUGUUUGAUUUUUUUUUUUGCCCCCUCGAUUGUAAUCUGAUUAAAAAAAUUCAAUCAGUAUUUCUUAUCAUGAUACCAAAAACUGGACAUUUUUUUGUUGUAAUCAAUAUAACUCUCUAAUUCGAAGUAAUUGUUAUAUU